Apis florea (little honeybee) is the source of this 911-nucleotide messenger RNA. RefSeq names its product exit protein of rhodopsin and TRP A (gene Xport-A). The record is from RefSeq and is a predicted model, not a curated record. NCBI's taxonomy places the organism in Eukaryota, Metazoa, Arthropoda, Insecta, Hymenoptera, Apidae.
AAAAAAUUUUCCGCAAUCGAGAAACAUCGAACCUUUCCACGCAUGAUACGCGCGAGCAUCGAAGAACCCUUAAACGCGAAGAGUCUUGUAAUGAGCUUAGUGAAGAAGCCUUAUCGAUUCACCCACGAUACAGAGUAGGAAAACCGGCAACCAGUAGUCGGUGACGAUCGUUUCGUGCGCCACGACACGAGAACAUCCAAUAGAGAAGAUCCGUGGAAAAGUUUCGAAUUUUGGUGCAAAACUGAUUGAUUGAUUCAUCGAACUUGGUUCGAUGAUCGAUGGAAGACCGAUUUGUCGCGAUGAUAUCCGCAUAAAAGCAAUGAAGAAAAAAAACGGCAACAAUGAAAACAAGGGUGGAAAGGGUCGACAAAACGAAACGAAAGAUUCAGAGAAGAAAAAUAAUGAUAAGAAGAAUGAUGACAAAAAUGAUUCAUUAGAUGAGUAUAACGAAGGUUUCAGCGAGUGGCUGAGAUCUAGCGAUGGUUUCGAGACGAUGCGACUCUUUGUCAUUGCUAAUUCUAUCAUGAUCUUCGUCACGAUGGGAAUACCGAAAAUACAGGAAAUUAUCAGUAUUAUCAAAGAUUAUUACUAUGAAACGUAAAUGACAGUUUUGAGAGACAAAAAUGUUUCUUGAAAACUUCGGUAUACCAAUGAGAAAUUGACAACGAUGCAACUGAUAUUUCCAUCGCAUUUCCAUUAAAAAUUCGAUAUUUGACGACUACGUGCAAAUUAUCCUUUAUUUCCUGAGAACAUAAACUCUAGACUUACGAUCGUAUCGACGUAACACGUAACAUGAAUCAAAGAUGGUAACGAUACGGAAAUAUUUUAAUACAUGUAUCAACUAUCGACAUGUAUCGAUAUUCGAGGUCAUAACUUUUUAAAAUAAUUUCUUUAUGAAUAUUUAUCUUUCA